This is a messenger RNA of Erinaceus europaeus (western European hedgehog), 1944 nucleotides long. It is a transcript of the gene EIF3D, whose product is annotated as eukaryotic translation initiation factor 3 subunit D. The transcript has 15 exons. Gene Ontology annotation, molecular function: translation initiation factor activity. The record is from RefSeq and is a predicted model, not a curated record. Bases 164 to 1810 code for a protein of 548 amino acids. Lineage: Eukaryota; Metazoa; Chordata; Mammalia; Eulipotyphla; Erinaceidae. Gene Ontology annotation, biological process: translational initiation. Gene Ontology annotation, cellular component: eukaryotic translation initiation factor 3 complex; cytoplasm.
CGCCCAACCGUUUACGACAGCGCCGGCAGGUUUGCGGCGCUGGCCGCUGCGCACGCAGCUUCGCUCCUUUCCCGGUUGCUCGGAGUGCAGCUAGUGGCGCGGUCUUUAACCCGCUCCAUCCACCCCCAUCCGGGCUGGCCGAGGCAGUUGCAGGUUUUUGAAGAUGGCGAAGUUUAUGACCCCCGUGAUUCAAGACAACCCCUCAGGCUGGGGCCCCUGCGCCGUCCCGGAGCAGUUCCGAGAUAUGCCCUACCAGCCCUUCAGCAAAGGAGACCGGCUGGGGAAGGUGGCAGACUGGACGGGUGCCACAUACCAAGAUAAGAGAUACACGAACAAGUACUCCUCUCAGUUUGGUGGUGGGAGUCAGUAUGCUUACUUCCACGAAGAGGAUGAAUCUAGUUUCCAGCUGGUGGACACGGCGCGCACACAGAAGACAGCCUACCAGCGGAACCGAAUGCGGUUUGCACAGAGGAACCUCCGCAGAGAUAAAGAUCGUCGGAACAUGGUGCAGUUCAACCUGCAGACCCUGCCUAAGAGUGCCAAGCAGAAAGAGAGAGAACGUAUACGUCUGCAGAAAAAAUUCCAGAAACAGUUUGGAGUGAGACAGAAAUGGGACCAAAAGUCUCAGAAACCCCGAGAUUCUUCAGUGGAAGUCCGUAGUGACUGGGAGGUAAAAGAGGAAAUGGAUUUUCCUCAGCUGAUGAAAAUGCGCUACUUGGAGGUGUCAGAGCCGCAGGACAUCGAGUGCUGCGGGGCCCUGGAGUACUAUGAUAAAGCCUUCGACCGCGUCACCACGAGGAGUGAGAAGCCACUGCGGAGCAUCAAGCGGAUCUUCCACACAGUCACCACCACCGACGACCCCGUCAUUCGAAAGCUGGCUAAAACCCAGGGGAAUGUGUUUGCCACCGACGCCAUCCUGGCCACGCUAAUGAGCUGCACGCGCUCCGUGUAUUCUUGGGACAUCGUUGUCCAGAGAGUCGGGUCCAAGCUCUUCUUUGACAAGAGGGACAACUCUGACUUUGACCUCCUGACAGUGAGUGAGACGGCCAAUGAGCCCCCUCAAGAUGAAGGCAAUUCCUUCAACUCGCCUCGCAACUUGGCCAUGGAAGCAACCUACAUCAACCACAACUUCUCGCAGCAGUGCUUGAGGAUGGGUAAGGAAAGAUACAACUUCCCGAACCCAAACCCAUUUGUGGAGGACGACAUGGAUAAGAAUGAAAUCGCCUCUGUCGCUUACCGUUACCGAAGGUGGAAGCUUGGGGAUGACAUUGAUCUCAUUGUCCGUUGUGAGCACGAUGGCGUCAUGACGGGAGCCAACGGGGAAGUGUCCUUCAUCAACAUCAAGACCCUCAACGAGUGGGAUUCUAGGCACUGCAAUGGUGUUGACUGGCGCCAGAAGCUGGACUCUCAGCGAGGGGCUGUCAUUGCCACCGAGCUUAAGAACAACAGCUACAAAUUGGCCCGGUGGACCUGCUGUGCUUUGCUGGCCGGGUCUGAGUACCUCAAGCUUGGGUAUGUGUCCCGGUACCACGUGAAAGACUCCUCACGCCAUGUCAUCCUGGGCACCCAGCAGUUCAAGCCCAAUGAGUUUGCCAGCCAGAUCAACCUGAGUGUAGAGAACGCCUGGGGCAUCCUGCGCUGUGUCGUUGACAUCUGCAUGAAGCUGGAGGAGGGCAAGUACCUCAUCCUCAAGGACCCCAACAAGCAGGUCAUCCGUGUCUACAGCCUGCCGGAUGGCACCUUUAGUUCUGACGAGGAUGAUGAAGAGGAGGAGGAGGAGGAGGAGGAGGAGGAAGAGGAAGAAGCUUAAACCAGACGGCGAUGAGGAGCUGGAGUUUAUAAUUCAGCAGAUCAACCAGAAGGACUUCGGAUGCCCGGUGGAAUGUUGGAUUCCUGCUCUCUGGCACUUAACAGACAGAAUAAACAAUAAGUCUGUUCAGUCUC